Messenger RNA from Saprolegnia diclina VS20, 2089 nucleotides. RefSeq lists its product as hypothetical. Bases 13 to 2007 code for a protein of 664 amino acids. The transcript has a single exon. The record is from RefSeq and is a predicted model, not a curated record. NCBI's taxonomy places the organism in Eukaryota, Oomycota, Saprolegniomycetes, Saprolegniales, Saprolegniaceae.
CAUUUGCUUCGGAUGAGUGACGACGAGGACAAGACCAGUCUGCAGACGAUUGCACGUGAUACUGCAAGGGUCCACUGCUGCCUGAGCAAGCCUAACGCCAGGUGCAGCCCCACCGUCAAGCUCGGUGACAUCACCGUUGCUUCAUGGCCUCUCUCGACCGAGACCGUGGCAGCGCUCAUGACCACGUACCCCGAGCGUGUGCCGGCCAAGGACGUCACGAUCCACAACAGUUACCACUUUCUCCGUGGUGAUUUUUUUUGCGAAUGUGACCUGCUCGGCGAGCUGGAUCCCGCGCCAGACGAUUCCAAUUACUUCUCGAUGGCGUACAACACGAGGCUGGCGCAUUUUGCGAUCGACUUGACCGGCGACGCAUCCAAGUUGAAGCCAGCAACCCGACCACCACGCUACACGUUUGCCACGGUUGUCUACUUCUUCCCGUCCAAGUGCGUCGGUGGCGCCGUCACCAUCUCGGACAACGACUGGACGACGACGUUCGAGGCCGUCGACGGGUGCUUUCUCUCGUUCUACAGCACGUGUGCCGUGACGGUGGCGCCCAUCACGUCGGGCCACCGGGCUUGUGCUGUGUAUCACGCUGCGUACGACAUGGAAGAAUCGGGGUGGGACGAUGACAUACCCAAGGCUUGGUACGCGCCGCGGCCGCUACCCUCGAUCCAAUCCCUCCAGGACGUUGCUUGCCAAUACGAUCCGGACGCGUCCAUUGGCGUCGCGAUCGGGCUCGAGACGGACAGUGUAGCGCCGACGUUUGAUUCGCUCACUGGUCGUGACAAGGCGAUCGUCGAUCGGCUGCUGGCCGCUAACGUCUUUGACAUUACCUUUGUGCGGGCGGGCGACGACGACAACGAAGCCAUUCCGGCGCUGCCCGAGACGUUUCAUCCAUCGUGUGCGACCCCGGCGCUCGUUCAAGAGGUUUGCCACCAGUCGCCAGUCAGCGAGUUUGCAGCCGACACGGACGAGUACGAGUCGCCCGGCUGCUUUCUCCUCGUGUGGCCCAAAGCGGCGCGCGUGCACAUCCUCGGCUACAGCCGCUUGAUGUCGGUCGUGCGUGCCAACUUGGACGGUGGUGUGGUCGACGACCUCGGCUACGGGUCGCUCGACCGUGUUUUUACAGCGGCCUUCCGGUACUUUUACCCGCACCCCCGGGGCAACUUUGGUCCGGAUCCCGACCAAAUCACGUCCGCGAUGGCGUCUCUGCUCUUCGACCACGGUGACGUGGAGCUCAUCGAGGCGUUUCUGGACGUACACCAUCAGUGGGCCGACGACGAGGACAUGGCAAAGUGGAUUGUUGCGGUGGCUCGACGCUUUGGCGCUGCUCGUUUUCAGCACCGACUUCAAACGGCCGACAUCACGAUCGAAUUCGCUGCUCAUUUGAUGCACCUCGCGACCACCGGCGACGCCGUCGCGCACUCGAUCGCGAGCGUCUGCAUCCCGCUGUGGUGGCCACGUCUCUUAUCCAACCUCCACAAGACCCUCCGCGACAAGCCCCAGCAAGUCCGCCGCAUGUUUGACGUCGAAACGUACAUGCUGACGCAUCCCAUCGACACGGCGGCAUCGACGUAUCUUGGUCGGCACCUGCCUGAGGCUCUCACGCACAAGGUAACCGCGUACCUCGUCGCACCGCCCGUGUCGCUUGCGAAUGCAUUGCGAGGCUCUGUUCACCUCGCUGGCUACCUCCCUGCUGCCCUGUGGCCGCAUCGAAACACGCUAAGUCGUGCGCGCGCGGUAUCGUGCGUUGCGGUGGCGACCGAGUAUUUGUGUCAUCCUGAAGUGCGCACCCACAUCUCGACCGGUCAUUUGCCGAGCCUCGUGUACCUAGCGCUGCUCACGGUCGGGACGCCAGCCUUUGCGCAAGUCGACGCUGCCGUGCAAAAACAGCGGCGCUAUACUGUGUUUGUAUCCGAGUGUGCAGCGCUGGACACGGCAUCAUUGAGUACGAUGCAAGCGCUCGUUUUGGACGAGUACAUGCAGCCUCUGCAACGUCCCACGUAGAAAAGGUUUCGAAACGAACCAGCGUUGUUGAAGGCGACGUCUAUCGCAGGCAUGAGAGAAUUCUGUAAUACAAGAUUGUGCA